CUCAACUCUUUCUCUCCUUCUCACCAUAUCCCCCACCAUGUUUCUGGAGACCCAUCAGCCAACCGCUAAAAGGACGCAUAGCACACAAUACCAACAACUUUGCCAAGUUUACGCGAUGGAGCAAUUUCAGCUGGGCGGCAGACCUGCAAUCCCCUGCCAGACCAUAGAAGAAAGGGAGUCGCCCUUUUUCACUAGAUUUUGGCUUGUUACUAUAAUCCACACCAUCUUGUGGCCUCCUUCCUUUGCCUAAAUAUUACCAUUGUUGAGCCUGUCAAGUUGUAACCAUGGACACAGAGCUCACUCAUGAAAUACGCUUACCAGAGGGAGGGCCGAAAAUGCUGGCUUCAACUCAGACAAAUUUCUCCUCCCCAAGGAACAAGUUGAAAAAGAGAGAGUUUCUGAUUAGAGGCUGUGAGGAAUACCAGAAGGGGGUGGCAAUGAAGUGGCUAAAAUGGUCAUGAACCUGAAUGAGCCCACGCAAAAUCCUGGCCUCUGGCACGCUGCCUGAUUUACCAGUCGAGGCGACUAUGCAUGGAAAAUUAGGAUUUGGAGCAUAUUCGACCGUUUGGCUCUGUCGGGAUUUGCAGGGUCACCAGCAUGUUGCUAUGAAGGUUUACGAGCGAGACUUCACUCAAGCCCAAAGAGAGCUGCAUGUAUACAACCAGUUGAACCUGAUCGUGACUGAACAUAUCGGAUCUACCCUUGUGCGCACUGCGGUGGAUAAUUUGGACAUCAGCUUACCAAAAGGCAACCAUUUAUGCCUUGUCCAUAAACCCCUUGCCAUGAGCCUGGCAGAACUUAGGGCUAGAGCACCCUCAAGGAAGUUCCCGGAGGACCUGUUGAAGCCUACCUUAAUCCACAUCUUCUAUGCUCUCGACUUCCUCCAUAGUGAAGCUCAAGUCAUUCAUACUGGUUCGGACCUCAACACAAUCCCCAAAAAAACUCGUUUAUUUUUCAGUGACAUUUCCGAAAAUCCAUGGCCGCCCUGUGUGAUAUGUGACUUUGGGGAGGCUCUUACUAGUUCAACGACGUGCCAUGACGAUAUUCAGCCUUACUUGUAUCGGGCUCCUAAAGUUUUGCUGCGGAUGAGGUGGGACAACAAGGUGGAUAUCUGGAAUGUCGGCGUUCUAAUUUGGGAUCUCUUUGAAAAUAUGCACUUGUUCGACGCUCGUGACGAAAAUAGGCAGAAUUUGAACUUGCAUCACUUGGCUGAAAUGGUUGCGUUGCUUGGGACUCCACCGGUUGGAUUUCUAAGACAAUUUUUUGAUUAUCAAGGAGCCUGGAAAGGUGCAAUUGACAUUCCAGCCAUUUCACUAGAAAUGUUGGAAAGAAACCUCUCCGACAGUAAUAAAGAUAUGUUAAUUCAAUUCGUACGGAAAAUGCUACAGUGGAAUCCGGAAGCGAGGCAAUCAGCAAAAGAACUCCUUGAUGACCCCUGGUUACGAUCCGAGUUCUGGAAUGACCAUUGCACGGGAAAACCUGGCGCAAUGGGAAAUAAAUGGCAGUCGAAGUCUCAUCGCGCAAAUAGCCUACAGGGGGCUCCAGGCAAUGGAAUUUUGAACGCCACUUACCCAACAGCCAUUGCAGGAUGCGAGAAGUCAAUUAUUUGUGCUAUAAUCAACUGGAAAAGCCAAGUGAACAAGACCUCAUUAGUUUCAAGUCAGAAAUGCUAUUUCGCGUUGUUCUGGACCGGACUUGAAGCUUCUUCUGGAAAAGGUGUACCUGGACCUGGGGAUCUACUAGGGAUAACUGGGAGACUUUGCUUUACGAAGUUAUGGCAAGGAACGAUGCCCUUAGUUGUCUAA
This is a messenger RNA of Blastomyces dermatitidis ER-3, 1805 nucleotides long. Its product is annotated as CMGC/SRPK protein kinase. The coding region runs from base 468 to 1805 and encodes 445 amino acids. Gene Ontology annotation, molecular function: protein kinase activity; ATP binding. Gene Ontology annotation, biological process: regulation of mRNA processing; protein phosphorylation; spliceosomal complex assembly. NCBI's taxonomy places the organism in Eukaryota, Fungi, Ascomycota, Eurotiomycetes, Onygenales, Ajellomycetaceae. The record is from RefSeq and is a predicted model, not a curated record. The transcript is spliced from 8 exons.